Molecule: messenger RNA, 2711 nt
Organism: Dromiciops gliroides (monito del monte)
Lineage: Eukaryota; Metazoa; Chordata; Mammalia; Microbiotheria; Microbiotheriidae
Gene: WNT11
Product: Wnt family member 11
Exons: 6
Coding region: 538-1602 (354 amino acids)
Biological process (GO): multicellular organism development; neuron differentiation; cell fate commitment
Cellular component (GO): extracellular region
Molecular function (GO): frizzled binding; cytokine activity
Source: RefSeq, a predicted model, not a curated record
UUCUUAUAAGCAGGUUCGUAGGCGCUCUUAGGAACCAGAGCCGGCGGCGAAGGGCCAGGCAUCUGAGGAGUGGGCGCGCAGUUUGGGGAGAGCGGCGAAGAGCCCUGGCUGGCAGGAGGCACAGCAGUGGUGACCCUAACCCCUACUCCCACCCGUCUCCUCCUCCUGCUAGCUCGCCCUUGGUCUCUAGGCUUGGACAGAGCGGUGGUUCCUGCUACCUGCACCAGAGUCUCCAGCUGCCCUCUUCCUCCCGAGCCUCGGAGAUGUCUACACCGUAAGCGCGGACGAGGAUAAAGAGCCCCUUUCCCUCCGCCCUUGGAGGGGGGCUGCGGCAGGGGCUGGGGACAACAGCCUUGCUGUCGUGGGACAGCACAGCCGCUGGCUAAGCCUGGGGAGAAAGGUUUUCUUGCGGACCAAAGAAGAGCAGCAGUCUGAGAGCGGGGUGUCCGAGCCGGAGAGGAGGACAUUUGGGGAGAGCCUUCUUCUCUCCCUCCGGGGAGAAGUGCUUGACCCCGGGAGUGCCGGGGGCCGCGGAAAAUGAAGGCGAAGGUGCAGUUUCUUUGGACGGUUUUCCUGUCUCUGAUUUUGCAGUCCGGCCUUGGCUACGCGAUUAAAUGGCUUGCCCUGUCCAAGACACCCUCAGUACUGGCCUUGAACCAGACUCAGCACUGCAAACAGCUGGAAGGACUGGUCUCCUCCCAGGUCCAGCUAUGCCGGAGCAAUUUGGAGCUGAUGCAGACCAUCGUGCAGGCCGCCAGGGAGGCUAUGAAGACCUGCCGGAAGGCUUUCUCUGACAUGCGGUGGAACUGUUCUUCUAUCGAGCGUGCCCCCAACUACCUGUUGGACUUGGAAAGAGGGACGAGGGAGUCCGCCUUCGUUUAUGCUCUCUCUGCUGCUGCCAUCAGCCAUACCAUCGCUAGGGCCUGCACCACUGGGGACCUUCCUGGCUGUUCCUGCGGCCCCGUCCCAGGUGAGACACCUGGGCCCGGGUACCGAUGGGGAGGAUGUGCUGACAACCUCAACUACGGUCUCCUCAUGGGGGCCAAAUUUUCAGACGCUCCCAUGAAGGUGAAAAAAACAGGAUCCCAGGCCAAUAAGCUGAUGCACCUUCACAACAGCGAAGUAGGGAGACAGGCCCUGAGAGCAUCCCUAGAGAUGAAGUGUAAAUGUCAUGGUGUCUCUGGCUCCUGCUCCAUCAAGACGUGCUGGAAGGGGUUGCAGGAGCUUCGAGAUGUGGCCCAAGACCUCAAGACCAAGUACCUGUCAGCCACCAAGGUGGUGCAUCGACCCAUGGGCAACCGGAAACACCUGGUACCCAAGGACCUGGACAUUCGGCCCGUCCAGGACACGGAGCUGAUCUACCUGCAGAGCUCCCCUGACUUCUGCAUGAAGAAUGAGAAGGUGGGCUCCCACGGGACACAGGACAGACAGUGCAACAAGACGUCCAACGGCAGCGACAGCUGCGACCUCAUGUGCUGCGGUCGAGGCUACAACCCUUACAUGGACAAGGUGGUGGAAAGAUGUCACUGUAAAUACCACUGGUGCUGCUACGUAACCUGUAAGAAAUGCGAGAGGAUUGUGGAGCGGUACGUCUGCAAAUGAAGCCGGCGCCCGCCCACCCGGGCCCUGGUCUCGGCCUUAGCCUUGGCUCUGGUGUUCUCGGGUGGGAGAGGUCCCAAGGAGCCAAGCCCCGGCCUUCCCGCAUCCCUUGCCCACCAUACAUCAUGCCAGAUUCCAGACUUCCAAGAAAUAGAGCCAAGGCGUUGGCAGGUGGGUGAGGCAGGGAUACUAUACGGAAGAGGAAGACAACCAGAACCUCAUGAGAAGGAAAGCCAAACAGACCAUUUAAAAAAAUUGUCAUCAAUGGUGCCUCCCAUCUUGUAUUUUUCCUUUUGUGCCUUGAGGAAGACACCUGCGUCUGGAGGGGUGGACUGGGCUGGGCAAUCAGCCCUCAGAGCCUUCUAAGCAACAUUUGCCUAUGUGGUAGGAAGCAGGGAUGGGGAGAAAAUAGAGACUCUCAAUAACCCUGGGGUCGGGGUGUCCACUUCAGCCAUCCAGUUGUCUCCUAGGGGCAGGGGUUGGGUGGAAUGUCAGUGACGUUGGCCUGGAAGGAGCAGCAGCAAAAAGUCCUAAGAGGGGGCAGCAGCAGGAGGAGGAGGAAGAAACACAAACUCUGGAAUAACUCUGGAAUUGGAGUGUCUUGUCCCUUGCAUCAUCCUUGGGAGGGAGAGAGGGAGGGAGGAAGAGAGGCAAGGACAUUCAGGGUCCAGCCAUGGAGGAAAAUAAGGACACGGCAACUCUGGGUCAGUCAGAGCUCUCUGGAAGGAGGCCCAUCCUUAUUUUCAUGGGUGUGUUCGAAGAAAAUGAAGCCUGAAGUUAUCCAAACAAGAACCCUACUCCCUCUCCUUCACUGGCGUUAAGAACAGAGGCUGGAGGCAUAGAAGGGGUGGGGGGAAGCAGGACACAGGGGAGGUUGCUCCCUGAUCCCAGAAUCCCUUUCUUCUGUCCAAAAGGGAGACUCUGUCCAGAGCCAAGAAGUCCAGUUUUGUCCAGGCCAAUGGACAUGGGGGAUACAAAUUUUCCCCUCUUUUGGAAUGCAGAACAUACAGAAAUAUUUAUGAAAGCAUAACUCAUGUCACGGAUUGUUUUCCUCUGCUCCUCCUUACAUAUAAAUAUAUAAAUAUAUGAAUAUAUGAUCUAUAUAUUUUAAA